AUGGGACCAGAUAGUUCUGUGGACUCUGAUAGUGAACUGAACUGGGACUUGCAGCUUGGUGAGAGACAGAGGCAGCAGUGGAGGGAGUGGAGAGCCGAACAAGUUCCAGCUGUCCUGAGUCCCACCUACAAACAGCGGAACGAAGACUUCCGUAAGCUUUUCAAACAGCUGCCCGACACCGAACGCCUCAUUGUGGACUACUCCUGUGCCCUUCAGCGGGACAUCCUCCUACAGGGACGCCUCUACCUCUCCGAAAACUGGAUUUGUUUCUAUAGCAACAUAUUCCGGUGGGAAACAUUGCUCAUGGUCCAGCUGAAGGACAUUUGCACCAUGACCAAGGAGAAGACGGCGCGCCUCAUUCCCAACGCCAUACAGCUCUGUACAAACAAUGAAAAGCACUUUUUCUCCUCAUUCGGGGCCCGGGACCGGACGUACAUGAUGAUGUUCAGACUGUGGCAAAAUGCCCUCAUGGAAAAACCUCUGUGUCCGAAGGAGCUGUGGCACUUUGUCCACCAGUGUUACGGGAACGAGCUCGGUCUGACCAGCGACGAUGAAGACUACGUUCCCCCAGAUGAAGACUUCAACACUAUGGGGUACUGUGAGGAGCUGCCCGUGGAGGAGAGCCCGGAACCGGUCCAGGAGAGCGGACAAACUCUGGCAACCCCCGAGGACAACAGCAAAAACGCACAGACCAAAGCCGACGCCAGCCCCACCGCGCCACACCCAGGCUUCUGCAGCAGCACGGCCCCUGAGCUGCCCAGCAACGAAUCCCCUGUGCCUCAGUUUGAGGCUCCAGCCGUAGAGGACGUCUCCAGCCCUGCCCCAGAGCCAGAGCCCGUGUCCCUGUGUGUGCCCGAUAACCGAACCCGCCCUCACACCCCCCCUCCCUCUCUGGACCUCAACGACAACGAAGACCUGCCCACCGAGCUCAGCGACUCCUCCGAGACACACGAUGAAGGGGAGGUGCAGUCGUUCCACGAGGACCUCUGUGGGCGCCGUUACCUGAACUCUGUGUACCGACUGGGAGUGGACAAGAUGUACGACCUGCUGUUCUCUGAGUCGGACUUCAUGAAGGACUUUUUGGAGCGAAGGAGGUUCUCAGAUGUGGUGCACCGGCCGUGGAGGAAAGACCCGGAUGGAAACCAGACCAGAGAGCUCAUGUACAGCAUCGCACUGAACAACCCGCUGGCCCCGAAGGCAGCCACCGUCACGGAGACACAGAUUGUGUACAAAGCCAGCCAGGAGAAUGAGUGCUACGUGAUUGACGCAGAAGUGAACGCCCACGACGUCCCGUACCACGACUACUUCUACACAGUCAACCGCUACGUCCUGACGCGUGUGGCCAAGAACAAGUGCCGCCUCAGAGUGUCCACAGAGCUCCGCUACAGGAAACAGCCGUGGAGCCUUGUCAAGACCUUCAUCGAGAGAAGCUUCUGGAGCGGCCUGGAUGACUACUUUAAACACUUGGAGGUGGAGCUGAACAAGCUGGAGCUGCUGCUGCUGGACGCACACUCCCAGUCGCCCCGGAGCAAGGGCAUGAGGGGCAGCCAGCGAAGGCGGAGGCGGACCUUCUCCCACCACCUGAGACCCGUGGGCAGUGUGGAAGGGGACUUGGGCGCAGUGACCACCCCAGAGGAGGAAGAGGAGGGCAUGCAUCUCAUCAAACAUGUGGCAGGUUCCACUCAGACCAGACAUCUCUCGGACUCUUCAGGAGGCCUGGCACUUUACAGCUUCUCCAAAAUCUUACUUUUUAUAAGCCUUGUUUUAAUUUUGCUGGUAUUACUCAACUUGAUGCUGUUCUAUAAGCUGUGGAUGCUGGAGUACGCCACGUCCAGUCUCACUGCGUCCCACGGACUGAAGCCCCCGGAGAGCCCCUCCCCGCAGACGCAACUGGAGUGGGUGCAGCUCCUGGACUCUCAGCAGCGUUUCCACGACAACGAGUUGCACAAGUGGAAGGAGAUCAUCAAGUCCUCUGUGUUACUGCUGGACCAGCUCAGAGAAUCUUUGGUGAACCUCCACAAGAACAUCGGCUUCAGGGACUCCUCCUCCCAAUCCCAGAAGGACACGCAUUGCCAACACUGA
This is a messenger RNA of Knipowitschia caucasica, 2082 nucleotides long. The record is from the annotation of a GenBank genome assembly. NCBI's taxonomy places the organism in Eukaryota, Metazoa, Chordata, Actinopteri, Gobiiformes, Gobiidae.